AUGUCCACUGGCCUUGGUCUGAUGGUCGGCCACCAAGGCGGUUUGCAGGAGAAUCCCAACACCGAACAGGUCGUCCGAGUCCAGAGCACGGUCUCAUUGCAAUCCGCUGACGAUCAAAGCUUCGAGAAACCAGGGGAGCUGGGCGGCGGAGAGGGUCUAGAAGGAGGCGCCAUGAUCCUCCGUGACGAUGGAGAUUACGGUGGAGAUGAGGGACAUGGGGACAAUCAAACACGUUUGAGCGGUUCCCGGCUAAGGGUUUGGGUUGUGAGGAUUCGGAUGUGGACCAUUGAACCGUUAGAAGAGUACGGGUACGGUACGACCUACGUAUGA
Messenger RNA from Penicillium oxalicum, 330 nucleotides. RefSeq lists its product as uncharacterized. Lineage: Eukaryota; Fungi; Ascomycota; Eurotiomycetes; Eurotiales; Aspergillaceae. The coding region runs from base 1 to 330 and encodes 109 amino acids. The record is from RefSeq and is a predicted model, not a curated record. The transcript is spliced from 2 exons.